This is a messenger RNA of Coregonus clupeaformis (lake whitefish), 1687 nucleotides long. RefSeq lists its product as uncharacterized. NCBI's taxonomy places the organism in Eukaryota, Metazoa, Chordata, Actinopteri, Salmoniformes, Salmonidae. The record is from RefSeq and is a predicted model, not a curated record. Bases 743 to 1687 code for a protein of 314 amino acids. The transcript is spliced from 7 exons.
ACAGCCCUUAGCUGUAGUAUAUUGGCCAUAUCCCACAACUCCUCUGGCCUUGUUGCUUAAUCAUAGCAGUCAAAACAAGUUAACUAGACAUCCAUUGAUGGAAAAGUAUGUGGCGAGUUAAGGGCAAAUUAUAUUUUCUCUUGCAACAUAUUGUUAAGCUCGCAAUCAUUAUUAUUUUGAUAGAAAACCGAAGUUUGCUUCUUAGCCUGUAGUUAGAUCGAUUUCCUUCUUAAUUUGAUAACCUUAUGGAAAACAAAUGUUGGGCUAGUUUUCAGGCCUUGUGGGCGGGUUUUGAGAGAUGAUUGGUCUAGAUAUUUCAACUAGACCCGGCAACCCUUAGUAGGAGGUACCUUUGAAAGUGAAAGUAGCCCUACUACAGUUUUGUCUUUGUCGGACCAUACUUUAGUGCGGCCCUGUCUCUAGUCUAGACAAAUAUGGAGCAUUUUAACCGUGACAUUAGAGACGGUUUUUUUGUCCCUUCUGUUGUGUUAAGUGUAUUUUGAAUGCGUAAAUAUGAUGUUUUAGUAUAUUGAAUCGGCUUAAGUGACACAAAAAGUGGAUUUAGGAGCAGAGAGGUUUCAAAACAAGCUUGCCUCAAACAGAACACGUCGGUAUUUCUUCAUGGUGUGUGCUGUCUGGCACUGGUCAAGUAGCCAUUGACUUCAGACUUUGAACUGUGACCCUGAACCUGUACCCCUGAGGUUCUCCAGGAUGGCAGGGCGAGGGGCUGACACGAUGGAACAUGAUGGAGGGGACACAAUAUCAGAUGUCAGUUUUCCGUUUGGAGAGGGGGUGUCUGGCCGAGGAAGAAGUAGUAUCUCUGUGUCUGAUGAGGGAGAGGAGACUUUCUAUGUGCCUGAAAGGAGACCCUCCCUGGACCUGGAAGAUGGCCUUAGACCAAUGGACACGACUCACUGGCAUGAUGUGGAAAGGGCUCGAUCCCCGGUCCACAGCUACAAUUCCGUCAACAGUGAUGACUUCUGUCAAUCGGAUGAACUGGAUGAAGAAACUGAACCAUCUGCUACUAGAGUCCAGCUGGAAAGAACAGUCUUACUCCAGCUGCUACUCUUUGGACAGUGAUGACUGUGAGACCAGAACCAGGAAGUCUCGAAGUUCUGCACCUAAAGCAGAGGGUCCUGCAGUGGAACUUCCUCCAAGACCAGAGCUGAUCAAAAACCCAGAUGAGAAGAGGCACCCUGCCCUGACUGUAGACUUCACCUUCAAGGCCAUCAGGAAGACACUGGAGAAGCUGGGGCAGGAUGAUCUGAGGAAGUUUAAAAUCACGCUGUGGAAUCGUUACCCAGAGUCGUUCAGCGCUCCUCCCCAGGGCAUGGACAUGGUGGACUUGGUGGACAGACUGCUGGAGUGUUAUGACCUAGAGGUGGCCUUGCAGCUCACCAAGGCCCUGUUGAAGGACAUGGGCCUCAAGCGCCUGGCUGACUUCCUCACUGACAUUUGCAAGAGAAAUGAGGUGCGUUAUGAGCUGAGACUCACUCUGCUGAGGAAGUAUAGCAGUAUGCACGAGGGCUUUGCCCAGCAGGGAGACCAUAAGGCCUUUGACAGUAUUUUUAAUGAGCUCUACAUAACAGACGGAGGCAAUGCUGGACCCAAUAUCCAACACGAGGUCAGAAAGAUUGACAAGCUGUCCACCAAUCACAAGAAGGUGAAGCUGAUAACCUGCAGGUAA